CAGAUGGGCACACAUUGGAGAUGGAAGGAUUGCGGUCUGGCUGAAUGUACAAUAUCCGGGAUAUCUGGGAGUUUGCUCUGUCAGAAUGUACUUCGGUGGCAUUUUCUACCGAAAUGGCCCCCAGUAGCAGAGUACAUUUUCAACCACCCAUUGCCGGAAAUGUACAUAUUUAAUGGGCGGAUGUACAUCUCCCAUACUCAGAGGGCUCAGAAAAUUGCAGUGGAUUGUUUAUUUCCUCGUGUUGUGGACAUGAAACGCGAAUUGAGCUGUCUGCUGCACCUUUGUCAUACCAACGCACUGCAAUCAUUGGCUCCCAGCGAAUCAACAACAUUUAUCUCCGCCAAAAUCGGAGCAAUGUACGCUUUUUAGUUCUUCAAGAUCGCACCGAGUGUCGCAUCCCUUGGGGCAAAAGAAACUCCCGAUCAAGUUAGGGUGGUGUUGCCAAAUGUUGCUAUCUGCACUCUCGCUGGACCGACGCCCUGCAAGCACCCGCCCCAUCGCAUCAACAACAUUUAUCUCCGCCAAAAUGAGAGCAAUACAUUCCCGAACAAGUUGGGGUGGUGUGGUUGAAUGUUGCCUUUCAUGCGGUACCCGGCUACACCGAAGCUUUGCGCGUGCUCGCGCAUCCGGCGACUUAACAACAUUUAUCUCCGCCAACUUGAGAGCAAUACAUUCCCGAACAAGUUGGGGUGGUGUGGUUGAAUGUUGCCUUUCAUGCGGUACCCGGCUACACCGAAGCUUUGCGCGUGCUCGCGCAUCCGGCGACUUAACAACAUUUAUCUCCGCCAACUUGAGAGCAAUACAUUCCCGAACAAGUUGGGGUGGUGUGGUUGAAUGUUGCCUUUCAUGCGGUACCCGGCUACACCGAAGCUUUGCGCGUGCUCGCGCAUCCGGCGACUUAACAACAUUUAUCUCCGCCAACUUGAGAGCAAUACAUUCCCGAACAAGUUGGGGUGGUGUGGUUGAAUGUUGCCUUUCAUGCGGUACCCGGCUACACCGAAGCUUUGCGCGUGCUCGCGCAUCCGGCGACUUAACAACAUUUAUCUCCGCCAACUUGAGAGCAAUACAUUCCCGAACAAGUUGGGGUGGUGUGGUUGAAUGUUGCCUUUCAUGCGGUACCCGGCUACACCGAAGCUUUGCGCGUGCUCGCGCAUCCGGCGACUUAACAACAUUUAUCUCCGCCAACUUGAGAGCAAUACAUUCCCGAACAAGUUGGGGUGGUGUGGUUGAAUGUUGCCUUUCAUGCGGUACCCGGCUACACCGAAGCUUUGCGCGUGCUCGCGCAUCCGGCGACUUAACAACAUUUAUCUCCGCCAACUUGAGAGCAAUACAUUCCCGAACAAGUUGGGGUGGUGUGGUUGAAUGUUGCCUUUCAUGCGGUACCCGGCUACACCGAAGCUUUGCGCGUGCUCGCGCAUCCGGCGACUUAACAACAUUUAUCUCCGCCAACUUGAGAGCAAUACAUUCCCGAACAAGUUGGGGUGGUGUGGUUGAAUGUUGCCUUUCAUGCGGUACCCGGCUACACCGAAGCUUUGCGCGUGCUCGCGCAUCCGGCGACUUAACAACAUUUAUCUCCGCCAACUUGAGAGCAAUACAUUCCCGAACAAGUUGGGGUGGUGUGGUUGAAUGUUGCCUUUUGUCGCACCCGGUUACGUUUGCACCUCGUCUGCAACUCGACAACCCUUUUCUCGACUGA
This is a messenger RNA of Aureobasidium pullulans EXF-150, 1696 nucleotides long. RefSeq lists its product as uncharacterized. Bases 446 to 1696 code for a protein of 416 amino acids. Lineage: Eukaryota; Fungi; Ascomycota; Dothideomycetes; Dothideales; Saccotheciaceae. The transcript is spliced from 10 exons. The record is from RefSeq and is a predicted model, not a curated record.